Molecule: messenger RNA, 216 nt
Organism: Rotaria sordida
Lineage: Eukaryota; Metazoa; Rotifera; Eurotatoria; Philodinida; Philodinidae
Source: the annotation of a GenBank genome assembly
AUGAAUAAAUGUCGAAUUGCUAUUGAUGCACGUCCAACAGCAGUAAAAAAAUUUUCUUGGUCAUAUCCAAUUCAUGAAUAUCAAGAGGAUGAUUAUGUUCCACCACUAGUUAAACGAAAGGGUGUUGGUUGGGGUAAACGUAGUGAUUUAAUGAUUAGCGAUCAUCCCUAUGCUAUAAAUGAAGAUUCAGCCCGUACGUGGUUUGAUGAUAAAUGA